Molecule: messenger RNA, 2893 nt
Organism: Drosophila yakuba
Lineage: Eukaryota; Metazoa; Arthropoda; Insecta; Diptera; Drosophilidae
Gene: meru
Exons: 5
Coding region: 1270-2826 (518 amino acids)
Source: RefSeq, a predicted model, not a curated record
CAAUAUUUACUCUUUGAUACUGUGAAUAUUUAACACUUUAAAAUGUUCAAAGGAAUCGAUACAAUCUUAUAAACUUGGGGAGUAUAGUAUUGAAAAUCUUAAAAGGGCUAGCACUGUUGAGAUCACCAUGGCUGUGAAUAUUUUUCCCAGUGCAUUCCUGGGCUGGUGCUGAUGGUGGUUCCUGGUGUUUCCUGGAGUUUCCUGGUGUUGGUGGUGCUGUUGGCAUAUAGCACACGCUAUAGUUCGCUUACGGAAUAGCUGAAACUGCAUUAAAGAGCGGAGGGAGUGGUCGUGGUAGAUGGCAGUGGUAGUGGUAGUGCUAGUGGUGUUGGUAUUGGUCGUGGCCGAAAGAGAGUAGUUCUAGAAGGCUAGGGCUAGUGGAAAUUGGUAGGAACACUGCGACGUAUAUAUCGCAUUAUAUUUUUUAGUUUUACUCAGUUUCGGUGGUGGCUGGUGGUUGGCCAAAAGACGGUGGCAGGAUGACGAUGAUGAUGAUGAUGACGACAGCAGGGCCAGGUCCAAGGGCGAAGGCAGGGACAGGGACAGGGGCAGGGAACCUACCCUCGGAUCGGGCGCUCUCUCUCUUUCCUGCCCCUUCCCGCUACCGCUCCCGCUCCCGCUCCCACUCCCGCAACGCCAGGUGUGUCGGUGUGCGUUCCUGCGAGCUGCUCGCACUGUUUUUGCUUUAAAGUUUUGUGUGGUAGCAAAUAAUAUUUUAGUUAGUCACUUGCCGUCGUCAAGGAUACGCCGUUCAGUUAUUUGUUGUGCAACGUUGUUCCUGGCAACCACGAGUCCUCGGGCAGCAAGGACCUGUGCCGCUUCGGAACGAAAGGCUUUCAGUGCCAGGCUCGAAUCGAGUGCUAGCGACAGGGACAGCAACAUUAGCACCUGUCUAGAUCUAGAAACCUUUUUAUAUACUCGUUUAUUAUCCGGCCGGUAGGCGGCAGCGCUGCCAACUGCGCAGUCGACGUCGACGUCGCUGCCUAGCUCACCUUACAUAGCCGCAAAUUCAAAUUUGAACUUCAGUCAAGUGUCAAAGCUCAAAGGAUUAGCAUGUCCUUGCAGCUGCAGCAUGUGUGAACCAGUGAACACCAAUGCGAAAUACAAUCUUCAGAACCAAAUUACUCACUGACUUGCCAAAAAGUGAAGCAACACGGCCAGAAACCGAAAAGGAUCAACCUUAAAAGUGCUCAACAACUCUCAGAUUUGGAGAAACUAUCUAAAGUGCCAAUUACCGAGAGAGGUUUUUUAAAAACCGGGCAAACGAACAUGGCGCCUCAACAGCAGAACUCCACAUUCAUCGAUGAUAAUCUGGACAGCUGUCCAUCGCUAUUAAAUCUACCCGAAAGUCCCAUUCUUCCGCCGCGACGCUGUCAGAAUCAAGACACCAACAAUAAUAAUAAUAAGCAGGCGUUCGAGGAGCGCCUGGUGGAUGAAUCGCUGUCGGUGGGGGAACCACCAUUAGCACCACCUAUACCCAUACCUGUAUCUAUGCCCAUACCCAUGGCACCAGCACCACCACAUCGGCAAGCAUGCAAAAAUAAACACGGCAGGGAAAACGGAAACGCUGGCCAGGCCAGUCGUCGCCACCGUUCCAUUUCCCUCUAUGGCGUUAAUAGCACUGUGGAGCAAGGCCACAAGGAAAUCCCCAUCUGGAUGGACGAUGGAGAGGCGCGUUUCGUAUCAGGAGUGACGAACAAGACGACGUGCGAUGACAUAAUCAAGGCGCUGAUUGAUGACGAACUGCGGAAUGGCGAUGGGUUCUACUGCGGCAAUAAUCCGAAAGAUGGCGGCCAGAGGAAAGCGGCAGCAGCAUCGCGUGACUACAGCGAUUACAUUAUAACGGAAAGUUGGGGCGGAAUAGAGCGGUGCUAUGAUGGCAACAUGGCCAUUUUGCCCGUUUGGCGCGCUUGGAGCCGUGUACACAAUGAGCUGCGCAUCUCGUUAAAACACCGUGAUAGCUUCAGAGAUCCCCUUGCCAUGCAAUUAGUGCCCCAUUCACAGCCACCCACGGGAUUUUCGAUGUACAAGUGGCUCAAGAAGCUACUGCAUCUUAAAAAAGGAAAGAAAACGAUACCGAAAGUGCCUAAUAAAUUGAAGGAGAAGAAAGUGCACGGCCAAAAGCAAACCAUGCCGAAUGAUUUGGUGGUGAUUAUAAUGCCAGACCAACUGUAUAAGGGUACCGAAAACACUGCCAAAUCCAAACUUUAUAAACUGGCCGAAAAUCGCGUCUCCAAGCAGCGUCAUCGAAGACGAAGUUGCCACGAGAUAACCAAAGCCUCAGUUGAAACAUUCAGAACAGCGAUCCCCAGCGAAUGCAAUAACAAUAACUAUAAUGUUAAUAAUUGCAUAAGGAGGCGAAAGGAUAAGCCGCUGCGAAACAGCGUACGCUAUAAGUUGGCAUCUCUUCAUGCGGAUAUGAAUGUUCGCUAUGAAAAGGAACACGCUCUAACACGACAGCUAUCGGAAAAGUGCCGACUGUACCGAUUGCAGAACGAACGGUACAAGGGACCGGAAAUGGAGUUAUCGGUCGGGCAGCUGCAACAAAAUAUCGAAGCCUAUGCCGAAGACAUUAUUAAAACGGAACACGAACUUCUCGAAUUGAAAAAUGAGAUCAGACACGAUAUAUCGCUGAUCAAUAAUUUGAAACGUCUGACCUUGGAGGAAUCGGAGGCAGAUGCUGCCUGUAAAAGAGGCGUGGCUAAAGUACCACAUUCCUCACAGGAAAAUGAAAAUACUCCUCAAGAUGCUAAAAAUAUGCAGGAAAUGCAGUUUGUUGAUAAUAUUUACGAGUUUUGCGAUAAUAAUGCCAGUAUGCUGGUGUAAUUACAAUUAUGUGUCACUUGUUACGUUUUUACCAAAAUAAAUAUACAUUUUUUAUAAGUAUUUUAAA